AUGGUAGAAGUGAUUUGGAAGAACCGUAAUAAUAUAGUUUGGAAUAAUGAAAGGGAGAGCAUGUCUCGUUUAGGCUUGCAAGCCUAUGUUAAUUGGCAGGAUUGGUUCACAGCCCAGAUUGCUCAGGAAAGGAGCAACAGUAAUCACCUCCCUGUAGUGUGGUCUCCUCCGGCUGAUAAUUGGGUCAAGUGUAAUGUUGAUGCCGGCUUCAAUAAGUCUUAUCGUUCCACUAACAGAGGUUGGUGCUUCCGUGACAAUUUGGGUAGAUUCAUUACCGCAGGAAUUGCUUGGGAUAUUGAUAGUAUGUCAACCAUCGAAGCUGAGGCGUUAGUCUUGAAAGAAGCUGUUCAACAUGCUAUCUCCUUGAACUUGAAUUUUGUGAUCUUUGAAAGCGAUUCUCAAGUGGUUAUUCAAGGCAUUCAUUCAAAUGUUUCUAGUUUGUCUGAGUUUAACCUUAUCCUCCUCUCUAUUAAGCGUCUGUUAGCUCUGAUCCCGAAUUUUGAGGUGAAGUUUAUUAAGCGCCAAGCGAAUAUGGUUGCCGACACACGUUAG
Messenger RNA from Vicia villosa (hairy vetch), 552 nucleotides. RefSeq lists its product as uncharacterized. NCBI's taxonomy places the organism in Eukaryota, Viridiplantae, Streptophyta, Magnoliopsida, Fabales, Fabaceae. The record is from RefSeq and is a predicted model, not a curated record. The transcript has a single exon. Bases 1 to 552 code for a protein of 183 amino acids. Gene Ontology annotation, molecular function: RNA-DNA hybrid ribonuclease activity; nucleic acid binding.